CUGUUUUGAUGCAUGAUAGUAUAAACUACCCACACUUCUCAGUCCUUUGCUCUUCCUUCUCCAUUUUGCCCAUUUUUCUCUACUUCUACUCUGUGAAUUUUCCGGUAUCUAUUUUCUGCAAAUCGCCAUUUGCCGCUAGCUUCAAAGGAAUAUAAAAAUGUCGAGUAAAAGGCACUGUGAAGAUUUUUCGACUGAAACGCCGAGAAAGAAGCCAUCUAGGGUUUUAAGAAUCCAAGUUGAUUCAGAUGAAGAAGUUGGUAAUAAUGAAGGAAAAGUUUUUUAUUUUCGGGUUCUGUUGCCUAAUGGAAUAACUUUAGAGUUGCAAGUACCUGGACCACCUAGUGAAAUGCCUGUUGAGGAUUUUGUUAUUUUAGUGAGGCGAGAAUACCAAAAUAUCGGGCGAAGAACAGAUUCACCUAAGCCUAGAAGACAGAUUAAUUGGACUCGCAAGGAUUUGCAUUUUGUUGAUGCUUUUGAUAACAGGAUAACGAAGACGAUGGAUUUCAGGAAGUUUAAAUCCAACAAGUCUCAUAUGCUAAGGCUCUGUGAUGGUUCAGUUGAAGCAGAUAAAUAUGAGAAUAUGUGGGACCUUACACCAGAUACUGAUUUAUUGAAGGAACUGCCUGAAGAGUAUACAUUUGAAACCGCACUGGCAGAUUUGAUCGAUAAUUCAUUGCAGGCAGUAUGGUCUAAGUCUACAGACCAGAGAAGAUUAAUAAGUCUUGAGCUAACGAAGAGCAGGAUUACAAUAUUUGACACAGGCCUUGGAAUGGAUGGAAGUGCUGAAAACUCCAUAGUGAAAUGGGGAAAAAUGGGAGCUUCCAUUCAUAGAUCAGCGAGAGACAGAGGCAUAGGAGGAAAACCUCCAUACUUAACGCCUUACUUUGGUAUGUUUGGUUAUGGAGGGCCUAUUGCAUCUAUGCAUUUAGGCAGAAGAGCCUCUGUUUCGUCAAAGACGAAGGAGUGUAAGAAAGUAUACGUGUUACAUCUUGAGAGAGAUUCUUUGCUCCGCUGUUCUUCGUCUCAACAAACUUGGAGGACUGAUGGAAAUGUUAGAGACCCCUUGGAAGAUGAACUACGUGACUCAGUUGAUGGUAGCUUCACUAAAGUUGAAAUUUUUUAUCCAAAGAUGAGAAGCGAAAGCAUGCAGGAACUACAAUACAAACUGAAAGAUAUAUACUUCCCGUAUAUACAGUGUGAUGAAGUAUCAAAAACAGGAAAAACUGUGAUGCCUAUUGAGUUUCAGGUCAAUGGCACUAAUUUAGCGGAAAUCGAAGGUGGAGAGGUGGCAACCACAAACUUACUGUCCUGCAAUGGUCCAGAGUUUGUAAUGCAACUAAGCUUUCAAGUAAAGGAUAGCAGUGGUUUGAAAGUUGGUUCAGGAACAAAAUCCUCCUUCGAAGCACAUGCUCGCCUGAGGUGUGUUUAUUUUCCGGUGGCGCAGGGUAAAGAGAGCAUUGAGGUGAUAUUGGAAAAGCUAGAGGCAGAUGGGUAUGGAAUUACCGAGAAUUUUGAAACUUUCAGCCAUGUUUCUGUCCGUCGGUUGGGUCGUCUACUUCCAGAUGCUCGUUGGUCUUGGCUUCCCUUUAUGGAACCAAAGCUAAGAAAAAGUGAUAGGGCUGAAGUCCUGAAGAGAUGCUGCUUUAGAGUAAAAUGCUUCAUAGAGACCGAUGCUGGUUUCAACCCAACACCGUCAAAGACUGACUUAGCACAUCACCAUCCUUUCACCAUUGCAUUAAGGAACUUUGGCAACAAGCCUUCAAAUAAAGAGAAUGAUGUUCUCAUUGAGAUAGCCAAAGAUGGAAAGAAGUUGUCUCUCUUGCAAUUGGAGAAGCUAUAUCAGGAGUGGCUGUUUCAGAUGCAUGAUCGCUAUGACGAGGAGAUUGACUGUGGAGAGGAUCAACCUACUUUUGUAGUUGUUGGCCCUUUACACAAGAAAAAGCUUGGCGUUUCUGCAGAUGUUAUGAGAAUUCAUAAGGCUUUCCAGAGGAAAGGCAUAACUUGGAAAGCAGGGCAGAAGAUUAAAAUUUUGAAGGGAGCUUACAGGGGUUUCCAUAAGAACAACAUUUUCGCCACAUUGGAAUUUAUUAUCCUUGAAGGAUGGCAGGGGGACUCGGGCGGUGAGGCUCGAAUUAUCUGCAGGCCAUUAAAUGUCCCAGCUGAGAGUGGUUGUCGCCUCACAUUUGAUAAAGGAUGUUCUUGCUUUGAAAUUCGUGAUUCAAAAUCUUUGCCGAUUAGUGUGAUUGACACUGGAAAGUGCUUGUCUGUUGAUAAAACAGAAUGGGAGAACCAAAUUUUGAAACACCAAGAGAAAACCACACCAUCAUCAAUCGAUAUAUUAGACGCUGAGCAAUGUUUGGAAUUGGAAAUUGAGGGGGCGCUACCUCAGGAUGUUGAUGCUGGACAUGAACCUCCAGAGGAGAUUACUGCAGUUGUUCGUCCAGUUUCUUUUACUUCUGCUACUGCAUCCAAAAAUUUGGAUCAGAAAUACAUCAUGAAAGAAAAUUUUGUGAUGACUCUAGAGAUCAAAUUUAAAGCAGAUGAGAAUGAGAAAGAACAACAUAUUUACUCUGGCAAAUUGAAUCCUUCAUCGCUUAAAGGAUUUCAUGGUCUAUAUAUGUUCCCCCUGAAGAAGAAGUCACCAAACCUUUUUCAGACAGCAGGCAUUUAUCUAUUUCGAUUUUCUCUUAUAGAAAGUUGUACAAUUUCUGUAAAGGAAGUGCGCGUGAAAGCAUUGUCUGAGCCUGCUAGUUGGGAACUUGUAAGUGAUGGGAAGAGUACACACAGUGUUAGGGUUGGUUCUUGUUUACCAGAGGUUUUCAGUGUUGCAUGUCGUGAUAGAUUCUUCAAUCGUAUACCAUUCAAGUCACAGACAGAGAUAGAGAUGAAGUUAAGCUCUGGCGGCAGAGCUAUUUCAUCUGAAUGCAGUUAUGACCAAUAUAUUACACAUGACAGCUAUACCAUGAAAUUUAAGAAUGUAACCAUUGAAAGUAGUGAAUUGGAUAUGAUUCGACCAAGUUAUAAUGCUACGUUACAUAUAAAUUCAAGGGAGGAUCCAUUUGUUGUAGCUAUUCCAUGUGCAGUUAUUCCAGGACCAUUGCAGCGUAUCCUUCUGCGUCCUGUAGAUUUUGGCAAGAAAUUGGUUCCUGGGAUGGUACUUAAGGAGCUUGCACUUGAGACAUUUGACAAAUAUGGUAACCAUAUGAGAAAAGAUGAGCACAUCAAGCUGACACUGGAAGGAUUACAUUUACUAGAUAAAGGAAAUUCUUUUUAUAAGGUUGAUGAUCAUGGGUGUGUAAACCUAAGUGGAACCUUGAAAGUAACAGCAGGGUAUGGUAAACUUGUUUCCCUUUCUGUUUUGUCUGGCGAUGAAGUAGUUUUCAAGAAAGAGUUCCAAACUGAUAGGAGAUCGUUGCGAGUUGCAUCCAAGGUACCUAAAGUUUGUGCUGCUGGUUCUCAUUUGGAAGAUGUUGUUUUUGAGGUUGUAAAUUCUGCUGGUGAAGUGGAUGAAGAUAUCGAUAGUGAAAUAGAAGAUGGCCACUCUCAUACCCUUCAGAUAAGGCAGGACUCACUGAGGGAAGAAGACAAUGUGAGAUACAGCUUCCAUCGUGGACGCUGCAUCGUCCGCUCUAUUCCUCUUCCAAAUAACGAAGGGCUUUUCUUCUUUGUAGCCAGUCACUCUCGUUUCCACGAGCUGCAGACAAGCAUAGAGGUGCAUGUCGAGAAAGCUGUAAUCCAACCUAGAAGUCCCAAGAAAGAGAUUCUGCUUCUUGAGGAAUCAAAUGGCAAAGGACCAGAAACGGUGUGUCAUGACAGCUAUGAUGGAAGAAUAAUGAUCUUCAAUGAUUCAUGUGCUUCCAUGGUUCUGGAAGACAGACAACAGAAACUUGGGGAUGAUAUUUGCAGAUAUGGCCUAUGCAUCAGACAAUGUGAUGCAAAUGUGGAGUCACUUAGUAUUAAGCAAUCAAAUAUUGAGCUUGAGAUGUCCAACUUGGGAGCUUAUAUUGGUCUUGAUUCUUUUCACGACUUGUUCUAUGAUAAAGACGUGAUUAUGGAGAAGAUUGAAGGAAAGGCGGACAGUGCAGCUGCUGUUAUACACAAGCUGCUCAGAUCACCAAAACCUGAACAGCUUUAUCUCAAAUAUGCUCAUGACAUACUUGGCGUGGUUGCACUUCUUGGAGAGGUUCGGACCCACAAGCUUAGCAGCAUGCUUUCAACAUAUCUUGGAGAAGAUCAGAUGCUUGCUAUAGUAUGCAAAUCCCGUGCAGCUGCCAGAGCUCUUGAAAAUUAUCAAAUGGAUGGAAAUGUGAAUUGCGGCAGUGCUCUUGACAUAUUAGCAGCUAAGCUUGGAAUUUCCAUCAAGGGUCGAUAUUUGGUUAUAUGCCUUGAGGAUAUAAGGCCAUAUAAGCAAGGAGUCAGCAGUGAUCCCCAAAGAGAACUUGCUAUUCCACAGCCUACUUUAUCAAACAGAGAAACUCCCCCAGGCUUUUUGGGCUACGCGGUUAAUAUGAUAUUCCUUCCUGCAGAAUAUUUGCAGUUUAGAACUGCUUCAGGUUAUGGUCUCCGAGAGACAUUAUUUUAUCGUCUGCUUGGUAAGCUUCAAGUCUACAAGUCUAGAGAGCAACUUUACAUGGCAAGUUCCUGUAUAGAAGAUGGUGCGGUUUCCCUGGAUGGUGGAAUGAUGAGAGGAAAUGGAGUUAUAUCUGCAUCUGUUGGAUCUGAGGAUCCAUAUAUUCUAUUUCCAAUCAUCUGUCUGGAAAGACAGUUACUCCUCUCACCUGAGAAAGUAGAAAGAUUGAAGAGAAUCGAAGAGUUGAAGCUGGAACAAAAUCAACUUCAAGAUCGAAUACAGGAAGAGCUUAGGAAUGAAGCCAAGUACAAGAAGAAGUUGGCUAAAAAGCUCAUGGACAAAAAGCAGAUUGAUGAUCAGUUUGAGGAUGCACUUCUACGAAUCGUUCCUGAGGCACCGCUUAUGCAUGAUCCAUCGCUCAAUCAAGGAGGUCAGACUAGUUCCAUUACUUUUGCUGGCAAUCGGGACAUAAUACAAAAUAGAACUGCUGAGGCUGUUAGCUGCCAUUCCAAGGUGAAACUUGAGGAUGCAAUUGAGGAGACUGGUCUUCAAAUUAAACACCAUGAUGAUAACAUAAAAUUCUUAGAGGGUCAGAAGAACAGGUUGGAUGAUUCAAUUUUGGAUUUAGAAGCUGCUCUCGCCAAGACUUAUUCAGCAAGUGGAACUGGUUCUGAAAAUAAGGAAUCUUCCAAUGGGCAGAAUGAGGAGGAAACAAUUGAACAAAUCUUAAGUUUUGAUAAAUCUGCAGCUGCCAUCUGUGUCCAGCUGCAAAAGCGUACUGGAGCUCAGAUUACUAAUAUUCCAUUUAUGAAGGACAUAGUAGGAAUUGUUGCUUUGCUUGGGAAGGUUGACGACGACAAUCUCAGCAGGACUCUCUCAGAUUAUCUUGGGCAAGGAACCAUGUUAGCAAUUGUUUGCAAGACGCUUGAUGGACUUAAAGCACUGGAAACAUAUGAUAAGGAAGGUCUUAUAAUUAAAAGUUCUGGUCUUCAUGGAGUUGGAGCUUCAAUUGGAAGACCUUUGGAUGACCGAUAUCUUGUAAUUUGUCUUGAGAACUUAAGACCAUACACCAGUGAAUUUAUUGCUGAUGACCCUCAGAGAAGGCUGUCCAUAAAGAAGCCAAGAUACGUCAACGGGAAAACUCUUCCUGGUUUUCUUGGUUUUGCUGUCAAUAUGAUCAAUAUUGACACUGAUAACUUAUAUUGUGUUACAAGCAAUGGUCAUGGACUGAGAGAGACCCUCUUCUAUGGACUCUUCUCACAGUUGCAAGUAUACAAAACAAGGGCAGACAUGAUGCAGGCACUACCCUUUAUAGCUGGUGGAGCCAUAUCAUUGGAUGGUGGGAUCAUAAAGAGUGCUGGUAUAUUUUCCCUAGGCAAAAGGGAAGUACAGAUCAAAUUUCCAAAGAGUUGUGGAAGGUCAUAUAUACCUGAAAACUAUUUUGAAACUGAGAUCCGGAUGAAGGAGCUGAAGUGGGAAAGGGUAAGAUGUGUGGAAGAUUUAGAGAGAGAGCAAACAUUGCUGACCAAUGCUAAGAACAACUUUGAAAUAAGGAAAGAAGAGUUUGUCAAGUUUCUUUCACAAAGCUCAUCCCAUCUUUGAGGGUGUUUAGUUAGACUAUGAAUGCUUGAGCUUUCUUUACUUGAUACUCUUUGUCCGUACAUCUUGCUUUAAUUGAUUGAUGAUGUCAUUUGAUAGCUGCAGACUGUACUUGCAUUUUAUCUUGUUAGGUGAGAACUCUGCAUGGAUAAGAGAUCCUAUUUUUUGCCCUGGGAACUGUUUAAGCUUGUGCUUGCCUUAGUAUGCCAGUUAUCAAUGCUUUAUUGAGCUGUCUAAAGAUCGAUGUACGUAGAUAUAGGAAGUGAGAGGCUAAAACCAUUUCACGAGAAAGGGAUGAAAUUGGUUUUUCUUGGAUGCAGUAAGACUGUCCUUUUUCAACCGAUCCCCUGUAUCCUCCAAAAGAUCAUGUUUACAUUAAAUUAAUAAGAGACUACCCACCAAAUGCAGGCUGGAACGAUGUGCCACCAAUGUUCUUCUCCAUUUCCUUUGACAGACCAGUUCCUUCUUCUUUGGAGGUGCUAACAAAUUCCAUAUUACCCCAUUUACUGCUCCUGACAACCUCUGAAUUGAAUGUCGAUGGUAGAGAAGCAUUUAUGAAUCACAAGUACAGAUCUUCUUUCUUCUGUGGCAUCUACAUAAUUGCUUCCUUGUAUUUGGAGUAUUCAAGUGGCAAGAUUUGAAUCUUUGGACAUUUUUUAGGCUAGACAAAUCAGGAGCUUCUGAAGUUCCGCUGAAGCAAUUUGUUCCUAGAGGAGACAUAUAUAAAUUGGAAAUUUAGUCUAGGUAUUGAAUAGUCAUUUAGUUGCGAAGUUUUUGCCAUAAUGUUAAAAAUCCUAGUAUUGAAUUUUGGAGAGAGAAAAUAUUGAAGAAACGAGUGGAAUAUAUGUCAAGGCAACCAAAGGAAGACUACUAGUAGAUAAAAGAUAUAAUUUAGGAAGAUCUAGAUAAGAGGUGCCUUGUUUAUCAACUGGAGUGUUUGUAAGAAGAAAUUGGAGUUGUUUCUAGAUGUAGAGCAUAGCGAAAGAAUACAGUUUAGACUGUACAUGUUUGUGAAAUUUAGCUUUUUAAAGCAAAUUCUGAAUUUGUAGUAGUGUAUUAGGGAAUUUUGUUUCACACCCGAAUUGGCUACAUCUACGAUAGAGGGUCUUCUUUUGAGGGAAAAAAUCUUUUUGAACGGCAUCUCAGCAAAAGAGAACUUGAACUGUGAACCAUAAGGCAAGUACUUAAAUGCUAAUACAAACUUCUCCCACAUACACACAUGAAGGGGGGAUAAUCAAACCACCACUUUGCUAGAUGAGUCUGGAGACCCAAGAGUCCGCCACAGAACCUAGACCUCGAGAGGCAAAGAUCCAAGUAGCUACAACAUGAAGUAAGCUUCACUUGUAACCUUAAGGAAUAUAGAAAGUUAUUCGAAAUUCCUAGCAAGGACUUUGGAUGCUAUUCAUUCCUAAAUUCCUUUUGCCCUUAACUUGCGAACUCGAAUUAAACUGAGUGAAGCCUGAGAUUCUUUUCGAAGACUUGAAGAUAUAUAGUUGAAGAGGAGAAACUUUAAUCAGAGCAAAGGUUGGGUUUGUUUUUUGGUUGUAUUUUCCUCAUUUUGAUCCUGGGGCUGUUGCAAAUAUGAUGCAACACAUCUUGCACCAUAUUUGUAUAUUACCUUUAUAAAAAAAUGUCUUGCACCAUAUUUGUUGUUCGUAAGAGACGAAGGAAGCCCUGCUCCACAAACGAAGGGGACUAACUGCACUGAUCACCCUCAUAGUUUGAAUUUCUAAAAAGAUUACAAUAGAAGAGUUUGUCAUCUUUUUUUUUAGAAGGUUUAAAUAAGCAUAGACAUAAUUAAUUUAGGGUGUUCGUUGUCUUUUUAAGUAGAGGUCUACUAGGAUACCUACAAGAGAUAGACUUUUCAUCUAUGCUUAGUAUUAUGAAAAGCAAAAAGCGCAACAAACAGUUAAGGUUCUUUAGAGCUUUGCAAAGUACAAAUAAGAUGUGGGCUUUAAUGAAAAACGACGCAAAGGGUGAAAAAAUACAAUUAUGCAUAUGUUUAAUCCAAGACUAAUAAUUAUUGGGGAAAAUAUACAAAAGGGCCUGUUAUUCGUCUAUUUCAAAAAAAAAAAAACAAGAGGCUAAAUUGGACAUUGGACAUACCCUUCUUCUUCUUCCUAACAAUUUUUGCCAUUAAUGGCUUCUUUUCCUCCUUCUUCCUACUUCCCCCCCUCAUCCUCUUCCGUCCUCAUCAUCAUCAUUCUUCUUAGUCGUCUUCUUUCUCCUUUUUUUUAAUUAAUGUAUCGAAAAUGUGAAUCAUUACGAGCAAAUAUAUAUCUAAAGACUCGAAUCAUCGAACAAAUUUCAUAUCUAAUCUCAAAUUUUGGAAUUGUUUAGAAGUUAUUUAGAACUGAUCGAGUUUGAACACUCUAUGUAUACUUCAUGUGUAGUUAAGUUAUUUUUCAGCUUUUUGAGUGUAUCACAUUGUAUAGUUAGUUUAUAACUUAUGUAUAGGUAAGCUACAUUGUAUAAUCAGUACAUUACUUUCUAUGACUUUUGGCAAGCUAUAUAUUCAAGCUUUUACAUAAAUCAACUUAGAUAUGACUUAACUUUUAUCUGCUUGGCAUCGAUAACACUAAUUAUUACGAAAACAUCAUUACUAGGAUGAAUAAUCUAACUAGAUUCACUCAAGUAUAUAGCCUUGAAAGAUAGGAUGAGCUUUGUGAAAGAAACUUGACAAACUUUUGUUUCCUCAUUUCAUAGUUGAUCUUUGCAUCGGUCAGCAAUGUUUGCUCUCUCUGUAAAUCGCACCCUUUUCCACUUCAGCUCUUUCAUCUGUCUCUCAGUUUCAAAAUAGCUUUCAGGUAGAUUCAACCUUCUAGAACUCUUUGAAAAUUUGAUCUUUACUUUACUUCCCUUAACAAAAAAUAUACACGAGAAAGAUAGAAUACAAAUGAUUAAGUUAUGCAAAAUAAACAAACAACAAAUUACAUAAACACAAGAAUAAGAUUAAAAACAACGAUAAUGAGAUUAAGAUAUAAAUAAUUACCAAAAACCAUUCAGGUAUAUCUAAAAUAUAUCGUAAACUUGUACGUGAUAAUAUUGAAACUAAUCUCCCAGAAAAUUAUAUUAUCUUUCCUGAUUAACUUUUUAUAAUGUGUUGAUGACUUUUUUCAUUGGAGGUGCAAAUAAAUUUCAUAUUUCCCCAUUUACUUUCUCCUGACAUCUCUUGAAUAUAGAAUUUCUUUGUCUGUCUAUCUUUAAUUGAAUAUGAUGGUAAAGAAACAUUUAUGAGUAAGCGUAUCUUGUUAUCAAUGUCUUUCCACCCAACUUCCAAAUCUAGCUCAGGGAUGACAAGUGUAGAUCUUCUUCUUCCACGUAGAUUUGACAUCUACAUAUUUGCCUCCUUGUAUUUAAAGUAUUCAAAUGGCAAUAUAUGAAACUUUGGAAAUUUAUUAGGCAAGAAAAAUGAGGAGCUUGGGAAGAAUCUUUUGCAGAAUUUACUUUAAAGAAAGAUUUAAUUUAUGUAAACUUCUGCUGAAGUAAUUUGUUCGAAGAGAAGACAUGGAUAAAUGAGAAAUUUAGUAGUUGAGGCAUUAAAUAGUCAUUUAAUGGUAAAGGUUCUCGCUAUAAUAUUAAAUAAACUAGAAAUACUUGUAAAAAUUAAGAGAGAAAAUAUUGUAGAAAUGAGUUGAAUGAAUGUAAUGGGAACCAAAGGAAGACUACUAGUAGAUUAAGGACACAAUUUAGGAAGAUCUAGAUAACAGUUAUCCAGGACAGGUCCCUAGUAUAUCAUAUGGAUUGUUUGUAAAGAAGAAAUUAGAGGUUUUUUGAACGUAGAGCAUAGCGAUAGUAUAUAUUACAAAAUGCACAUGUUUAUGAAAUCAAGCCUUUUACGUUAAAACACAAUCUCUGAAUCUGUAGAAUUUAUCGCGGAAUUCCUUCCAUGCCCGACUCGGCUAUAUCUCUGAUAGUGGGUCUUGUUUUGAUGAGGGAAAAAUCUUUUUUGAAAGGCAUCUCGGUGAAAGAGGACUACUAAUCGCGAAGCAACAUACACUCAUGAUGGGGGGGACCAAGCCACCACUUUUACCUAAUGAGUCCGGAGACCAAUAAGCAUACCACUUCUUUGUUGUCGUCGUCUUUUUCUUAUUCGUUGUUGUCUUCUUCUUUCUUUUUUUAUUUAAUGUAUAGAAUACGUGAAUCAUUUCAAUCGAAUUAUAUAUCAAAGAACUCAAAUCAUCGAGCGAAUUUCAUAUCUAAAAUUUGGAACUGUUUGGAGGUGAUUUUGUGUUGAUCGAAACUGAAUACUCAAUGUAAUCUUCAUGGUUAGUUGAGUUAUUUUUAAGCUUUUGAUGUAUCACAAUGUAUAGUCAGUGUACUACUCGUGUAUAGGUAAUCUAUAUUGUAUAGUUAGAGGUUGUUUGUUUGCAAACAAGUUAUCCCAUGAUUAGUUAUCUUGGAUUAGCUAUCAUGGAAUUACCCACUAUUUAUAUGGGAUAAAUUAUCCCAUUGCUAUGAUAUAGAUGGUGGGAUAAGUUACCCCAAACAUGGCAACCAAACAGAUACAAAAACUUUAUCCUACCACUAUUUAUUUCUAUCACUCACACCACACUGUCCCUCAGUGUAUUACUUUCUAUGACUUUUGACGGAUUAUUAUGUAAAUAAAAUAUGGUUAUUUCAAAACCUGUUUGGAUUGAUUUAUUUUAAGUGUUUUUAAGAUAAAAUAGCUUUUAAGCAGUUUCGUAGUGUUUGGAUAAGUUAAAAAAGUACGUAUAAGCACUUAGUUUUAAGAUAAAAUGACAAAAAUAAAUCAAAAGUCAUAAGUAUGAGUUGUAACUUAAGGUUUUUGGCUUAUAAGUCAAAACUGAAAAGCCAAUCCAAACAAGCUGUAAACUAAUAAUUUUAUUGUAUAUAUUUGAAACUAGCCCAUAAUUAUUAGCAUGAAUGACAAAUAUAAGAACAAACAAAUUGAAUUUUUUUGUACGAUAGAAGUGAAAUAUCAAUUGCUUAGUGUUACAUCUUCAUAAGAGAUUCAUUGAUAACGAAAAGUAUGCCUUAGACUCUUGAUGCUGAUAUUGAAGCGCGCAAAGCGCUCAAUAAGUUUUGAUACUCGCUUUAGGGCCCAUAUGCUAACUAUGAUUGUUUGGUUUCAUUUAUUGUGUUUGCAUGUAUGGAAAAAAACCUAAUAGAAAAUGUUGACUACCUAUGCUAAUAUAAUAAUAAAGACUUCUUCAUAUAAAUGUGCUGAAAAUGCUUUUCUUUCAUAUAUUUUUUCUUUUUAGUGAAAAGAGUCACACGUUAUGACAAGCAUAUUAUUAGAAGACUCUAGCUUUGCUUCCUUAUCCUUGCUAACUAGAAAUGAACCCUCACGAGUUGAGUAAAAGCACCUAGCCUAUCCCCCCCCCCCCUCUCUUUACGAGCUGUUUUUGUACUCCAAAUUAAAGAACCUUAAAAAUUUCAUAAUUGCAUUGUUGUUAGCUUUUUGGCAUAAAAUGCAGGAUGAUUUUAAUUCUAUAUAGAAUCCAUUACAGAGGUAAAAAAAGGCAGUCAAUAUUGUACCUACAUAUUUCUCUCUCACUGCUACUUUUUGUAAAUAAAGUAAUACGUGUAUUACUUACCACUACUACCUUAUGAUGUUUUGUUCUCAGUGUAUGAUCUAUUGUCGUCGUGUAUGCAGCCACAGUGACAUCCUGCAGUAACUUGUAGUAGAGUGGUACCUCAUUCUCAACAGACCGUCUUAACUUCUGUCUAGACAUAUUAAAAUGCUCAUGGAUGCAGUUUAUACCGCUCUUGAUUCUUUUCACGACGUGGGCUAUGAUAAAGAAGUGGUUAUGGAGAAGAUUGAAGGAAAGGCAGACACUGCAGUUGUUGUUGUCCACAAGCUGCUCAGAUCACCAAAACCUGAACAGCUGUAUCUCAAAUAUGCUCAUGACAUACUUGGCGUGGUUGCAAUUCUUGGAGAGUUUCAGACCCAUAAGCUUAGCAGGUUGAUGAUGGUAUCCUUUUCUUUAAAAACGACUCAGUUUAAGAACUUCCUUGGCAGUAUGGAUGUAAUUACAUAUGUUACCUAUCCAUAGCAUGCUUUCAACACACCUUGGAGAAGAUCAGUUGGUUGCAGUAGUAUGCAAAUCCCGUGCAGCGCCAGAGCUCUUGACAAUUAUCAAAUGGAUUGAAAUGUGAAUUGCACCAGUGUUGUUGACAUAUUAGCAGUUAAGCUUGGAAUUUCCAUCAAGGUUCAAGAUUUCUGUUGGAUCAGAUCUUUUGUGAAGCUUUUGGACCUAGCAAAAAGGGCUCUAAGCCUUCACGCAAGCAAGCGUAUAAGUCAUGGAACUACGUUGGCCCUCUCACCCGAGAAAGUAUAAAGAUUGAAGAUAAUCGAAGGCUUGAAGCUGGAACUUAAUUAGUCAAUUGCAUGAUCAGAUUAAGGAAGAGAUUAGGACUCGGACAAAGUACACCUUUGCCUGGAAUUUACAACUCUGACAUGCUGGUUUGCUUCUUGCGAGUCUUGUACAUGUAUUUACUCCGGUCACUUCUGUUAAAUCUAUGUGUUUUGAACUAUGGUAAAUUCCAUGAAGAGCAGGUAGUAAGAAUAGGUUGUAAAAACGUGGUCCAGUAAUUCAGCAAUUUUGAUUUGAAAAGGUUUUCAGCAAACUUGUUUAAGGAAA
Molecule: messenger RNA, 12777 nt
Organism: Solanum lycopersicum (tomato)
Lineage: Eukaryota; Viridiplantae; Streptophyta; Magnoliopsida; Solanales; Solanaceae
Source: RefSeq, a predicted model, not a curated record